Messenger RNA from Bipolaris maydis ATCC 48331, 978 nucleotides. Its product is annotated as 6-phosphogluconate dehydrogenase. NCBI's taxonomy places the organism in Eukaryota, Fungi, Ascomycota, Dothideomycetes, Pleosporales, Pleosporaceae. The record is from RefSeq and is a predicted model, not a curated record. Gene Ontology annotation, cellular component: mitochondrion. Gene Ontology annotation, biological process: L-valine catabolic process. Gene Ontology annotation, molecular function: 3-hydroxyisobutyrate dehydrogenase activity; NADP binding; NAD binding.
AUGGCAUCCAACAUACGCCUCAAAAUGCCUGCAACCUCCACUCUCUACAUCAACGACAUCAACACCGCAUCCUGCACACGCUUCAAGUCCGAAUACUCCAGCCACGGUCCCAUAGAAAUCAGUGCUUCAGCACGAGAAGCCGCCGAAAAAGCCAAAUACCUCAUCUCCAUCGUACCCGACGGUGCAGACGUGAAAAAAGUAUACCUGGACCCCGAAACCGGCGUCAUCGCCGCGCGUAAAGAUGAGGAAAGAAUAAUGCUCGAAUGCAGCACCAUCGACGUGCAAACCACAAAAGAAGUCGGCACCGCACUCCAUCACGCAGGCCUAGGAACAUACAUCGACGCCCCCGUAUCCGGUGGCGUCCCCGCCGCCCAAGCAGGCACUCUCACCCUCAUAGUCGGCCACGCACCUCCCUCCUCCGCGGCCUCCAACCCGGACCUAUCCACCCGCCUCACCCAAAUUCUCUCCAUGCUGGGCCCUGCCUCGAAAUGCUUCUACAUGCACACCCUGGGCGCAGGCCUAACCGCCAAAAUCGCAAACAACUACCUCUCAGGCACCAUCCUCGUCGCCACCGCCGAAGCCCUGGCGCUAGGCAUAUCGCACGGCCUCGACCCGGCCGCCCUGUACUCCGUCAUCAAAUCUAGCACGGGCCAGUCGUGGAUGUGCGAUCACGUCAUGCCGGUGCCGAACGUGCAGACAGACUACUGGGUCCCGAGCAACAGCGGGUAUAAACCGGGGUUUAAGACGCAGAUGAUGAUUAAGGAUCUGGGGCUGGGCGUGCAGAGUGCGAGGCAGGUGGGGACGGGGUGUAGUAUGGCGGAGAAGGCGUUGGAGGUUUGGGAGGGGGCGGCACAGGAUCAGCGGUGUAGGGAUAGGGAUGGGAGUAGUGUUUAUUUGUUUGUUGGGGGGAAGUUGCCCGAGGGACAUGAGGAUAAGGGGAGGAGGAGGGAGGAUGGGACGUGGGAAUUUGUGGAGUAG